UACGGAAGAUCUCUCCACCGAAGGUGGCUCCGCGGUCUUGGAACUGGGGAACAAGCAGGAAAAAGAAGCGGAAAAACAGCUGCAGAUACUGAAUGAGAAGCUCAGCAAGUCCGGGUAUUUUUAGCGUCGGUGGAAGCGGAAAAACAAGAAGCGUCGUCGAGAUCGAGAUGAAACAACAAAAGGAGCUGCUUCUUCCUCAUCCUGGAAAGAUCGGCUGGGAGAUUUCUUCCAACGCUUUCUGUUUCUUGGGUCGAGCAGUAAGAGCGCUCCUUCUGCUGCUGGUGCCGGAAGUAGUAGUUCAUCAGCUGCAGCAAGUGACGAGUUCCGUAAAGUAGACACCUCCUCUUCUACUUCGGGUGGUCGUGUGGAUGAUGAUAAAGUAUAUCUUCGUCCAGCUGCAAAUUCUGGUCCGAGUAGCGCGCUCGAAAAUGGAGAAAGCCAGAAGAACUACAAACAGGGGCGGCGGAAAAUGGCUACAGCACGCAGCACAGCAAGAAAGCAAAACCGUCGUCUGAGCACGCGGAAAACCAAAAAAGUCAGCCAAGAAAUGAAACAGAAAGACGAUGGCGAUUUUCCUUUUGACAAUCCGGACGUAAUGAAUCACAUAAUGCAACAAAUCGAGGCUUCUGAUGGCAGAAUAGACUUUGACGAGCUCACAGCAGGGGGCUUCAGUGACACGACUGAGCCAUCCGAGCUUGCGCUCCGCCUCACGGGUGAUGAAGAUGGUGCGCACGAGGAUCUUGUGGCGUGGUUCGACGAUGGAGACAACGGUGAAAAUGCAAACGACAGCAAGUGGCAGGUCACUCAACAAGAAUUUGAAGAGAAGUUUCCACAUGGCAUCACGAAAGAGGCGAUUCAUGAGAUGCAGAAAGACCAGUAUAUGGACAAUAUCCAUUGCAAAUAUGUCUGGGUCUGGAAGAAUGCAUGUUCGUCAUGCUUGUCUGGUGUGAUUCUUAAAUCUGUCAUGCACAUUACCCAAGAGCCCCAGCCCAUUUUUCUGUCAUGCAGAAACGCAGUUUGUCAUGCAGAACAGGCAAGAACACCCAGAAGCUCAGAAACUUGUCGCGCUGAGGCAGCACUUGAUUUGCCCCCCUCAUAAUACGCAGCCCAGCGUCCUCACAAGGUUCCAGACCCAGUCAUAUUUGCAGUUUAUAGACAAGGUGGCGGAGCAAUUUCCUCCCGGUGCCUUCGACCCGGACCACGAUCCGCCGAUCGACCCAGCGAAAAUGAAUCCGCUGCAGCAGGCUGCCUUGCAGGACAUAUGCAUUGCAAAAGUAUCGCUAUCGUAUAUGAAGUAG
This is a messenger RNA of Amoebophrya sp. A120, 1298 nucleotides long. The record is from the annotation of a GenBank genome assembly. NCBI's taxonomy places the organism in Eukaryota, Dinophyceae, Syndiniales, Amoebophryaceae.